Striga asiatica is the source of this 1831-nucleotide messenger RNA. The record is from the annotation of a GenBank genome assembly. Lineage: Eukaryota; Viridiplantae; Streptophyta; Magnoliopsida; Lamiales; Orobanchaceae.
CAAAAAAUGGAGUCAAGCGGCAUCACUGAGAAGAAGUUGAACAAACUCUCUUGAACAGUUCAAUCCGCAAAACCAAAGAGAAGGACGCAAUCUAAAACAAGAAAGGAAAACGGAGUAAAAGGUGAAAAAGCUGAGGACAUUAGAGACUGGUUGGAGUGGGUUUUGUGUGAACCAUGGGGUCGAAGAAGCUGAUCGUGGCCGUUGAAGGCACGGCCGCCGUCGGUGUCUUCUGGCAGACCAUCGUUUCCGAUUACCUCGACAAGAUCAUCCGAUAUUUCUGCAGAAACGAGCGGUCUGAUCAGAAACCAUCUACUGAUAUUGUCGAGCUCUCAUUAGUCAUGUUCAAUACUCAUGGCCCUUACAGUGCUUGUCUCGUACAGAAAAGUGGUUGGACUAGGGACAUGGAUCUGUUCUUUCAUUGGCUUUCAGCUUUACCCUUUUCCGGUGGUGGCUUUGAUGAUGCCGCAAUCGCUGAAGGGCUGGCAGAAGCUUUGAUGAUGUUCUCUUUUCCCAAGGGAAAACAAACCCAAAAUAUGGAAGGAGAAAGACACUGUGUUCUUAUUGCCGCAAGCAACCCUUACCCUUUACGCACUUCUGUAUAUCGACGACCAUUCCAAGAUCCCAAAAGGACUGAUGUUAUUGAAACACGGAUCAGUAAUUGUCUUUCCGAUGAAGAGGCAUUGGCUAGAUCUUUCGCUCAGUAUGCUAUUUCUCUCUCCAUUAUCUGUCCGAAGCAGCUUCCAAAACUUAGAAGAAUCUAUAAUGCGGGAAAGUGUGACCCACGAGCUGAAGACCUGCCAGUAGUCAGUGUCAAGAAUCCCCAUUUCCUUGUACUUAUUUCGGAGAAUUUUAUGGAGGCUCGUUCUUCUUUAGAGCUCGGAUUUACAAGUUUUCCGUCUAACCGGAACCCUGCCAUGAUGGAUGUGACUGCUGUUCCUCCUGUUUCUGGGACACCUCCAGCUUCUGCCCCAGCAGCAGCUAAUGAAUCUGUCAUGGUUCGGUCACCAAUAUCUGUAGGAAACAUGUGUCCUGCAACCGUAAAUCAGGAGCCGAUCACUUUCCCCACUGAGACAACUGUAGCAUCAGUAUUUGGACGGAAAACAUCGGGUACGACAGAGCCACCACAGUCUAAGUAUGUUAAAGUGUGGGAGGGAAACUUAAACGGACAGAAACAAGGCCAGCCUGUUUUCAUUGCCGGACUGGAGGGAUACAGGAAAGCUACAGCUUCUGAGAUGCUUGCUGCAAAUUGGCCUUCAGUAAUUCAGAUAGUUCGCCUCGUACCUCAAGAUUACGUUAUCAGGCAACUCACCAGAAAGUCUGAUUUAAUUGUUUUUCGGGCAUUGAAUCAGCAUGGCUUUCUUUCGCAGCUGCAUGAAAAAAAGCUCUGUGCAGUUAUACCGUUACCAUCCCAGACGACUCUGCUGCUCUCGGUUUCUGGCAAAGGGCAUCGUUUGAUUGGAAUGCUUUUACCUGAUGCGCUGGUACCAAACCAUCAACUACAGAUUCAACAACAGAAUGUACAGCAACAAACAGCUUAUAUUCAAGGUGCCGAACGUUCUCAGCCAGGACAUGUCUCGUCACAAGGGCCCACGAAAACCAUGUCCGGAGGAUCAUUCAUGAGUUGACAAUAAUUUUUCUAGCUCCAAAAUGAUUUUAUUUUUUAAAAAAAUUUUUGGUUUUAUAAAUAUUUGCUCAUCUACUCUCUUCCAUUGAGUGUAAAAAAGUUGUGCGGGUGCUAUGCUGUAUAGUUUAGGCACAUGAUUAGAGAAGUAUUAUUUGCUGGAAUAUUGAUGAGGUUUAAUUUGAUUCGGGCAAAUCUAAUUUCACUUCA